AUGGCCUCGCGGGACUCAAUGAUGAUGGCUGUCCUAACUGCUUAUCUGACCACUCCUUACUACGUGAAUGAUGUCGACUAUAUCACUGCCUAUCUGGACAUACACGCGCAAAGCACUCCGAGCUAUGUCUACACGUAUAUUUUGUGGGCAGUCAUUGCCGUGACCUUAGUGCUCUUUGCUGCCUUUCACCUGGUCAGCCUCAGAGGUGGCUAUUUCGGUGCUCUCUGGAGUAAUAUGCUACUUACGAGAUGUUCGGUCAAUGUCUCUGCAUUGACCCAGUACAUGCCUGACUACACGAUUGGCAAAGCCUGGUGGACAUUGGGCAACAGAACGGGUCUCAUCGCCUUUACCCUCUUUCCUCUCAUACAGCUCACCAUAGAGCAGAGAAGCAGCACUGGGAAGGUGCUCUAUACCUAUGCCUGGGAUUAUAUCAACUUUAUUUAUGGAUGGAUUGCUUUCGGCUUCAUGACAGUCCUGGUGGUUCGCUCCCUCCGCCCCAUCUGGUGGCUUUACUAUAAAAUUUUCUACUUCCUAUACGUCAUGCUAGUGCCGCUAACACUCAUCUUCUUCACCCUGCACCAUGCAUCCGUGGGAUGGUGGUGCUGGGCAGCCCUCACGCUGUGGAUCAGAGAGCGCAUAUGGCGAUCGAUAUGGUGGCUGACUACCAAUGACUAUCUUGACAGAGUGCUUCCAUCGCCGGCUCCGAAGAACUCACAGAAGGGGCCAGCGUUGAACGCUUCUGCUUUGCUGGAGUCAUGGGAGAUGGAGCCAAUGUCCUCCCCUCAUGUGCUGAAGAAGCUCUACAUUCCUCCUAGCUCACCGACAACAUCCAAACUGAGCAUGGAUGUUCAUAUCACAUGCAUACCAGGCAAGGUCACAUUGGGCGCCUCUGGCAGCUACAUUCCACCACUGGGCUUUGCACAUGCGGAGCUCCUUCCUGGACGAACGAUACGACUGUGCCUCAUUACGCCGGGCUACAUGCCCUGGCUCACCAUGCAUCCAUUCACCGUGGCCACCGUAUGCGGUCAAGAAGCGCCAAUGGAUGAGGGCCGGGAGCUCAUCUUCCUGAUCCGUGCAAAGAAUGGGUGGACAAAGCGCUUGUGGGACACUGUUGUGUGCACCAUUGCAUUGGCUUUGGCCUGUCCAUGCUGCAGUAUGUGUGCCUAUGUCUCACUGGCAGAGAUGGCUCAUCCCUUGGUGGGAAGCGAGGUGAAUGGGGGAAGCCCAGUUUCAACAUCAGACAUGUUCACCUUGUUUGACUGGUACAUGAGUUCACUCAGAGCUGCAGGUGAACGUAUUUGUGAUGAAUGCCAAAAUGAUCCAAGAAUCUUCUUUAGCAAUGAUGCUGCACACACCUUCAACAGACACUCUCUUUCCUCCAAACCACUCUUUGUGUGGCAGGAUCAUGUGAAGACGGAAGAGAAAAGUGCUCAUUCAGGGCCCAUAUCCUCUGCUGAUGGGGAGGUGGAUGACAUUUUUGAUCCGCAUUAUCACCAGGGCGACUAUGUCGAGUGGAAAGGUGAUUUAGGGCAUGAGGAGCAUGUUUUGGACCUGACUAAUUUUGAGGGUGAUGAUGAUACAGUGAUGCCUGGUGAGAGGCAAUUCGGAAACUCAGUGAAGAGAGAGGGGAGGUUGUGCAGGGCUGCUUCACAGGCUGCGCUGUUGUCUGGGAAGUGCAAGCGACAUCAGGAUGGGGAUGAUGAGAAGGAUAAUGGUCUGGACCAUGUGUUCAAUUUAUCGUCAGUGAGUGGAUGGUCCGAGGCUGGGAGUCUCAUGGUGCUCAUGUCUGAGGUAGACAUCGGGAAGAGCGGGGAACAUCUGCGGCUAGAGCUUGACGAGCAGGAGCUGCAGGAUGUGGGUGUCAUCAUGGAACAUGCCCAUCCCAGGAAGCUGCGAUUGUAUAAAGUUGUCGCAGAAGAGGUACAGCUCAUCCAGAAGCAUAUCAUAGUUGAAUGUUGCGGCCCAUUGUCACUGAACGCCGUCGUGCGCAAGGCCAUCACGUCGCAGAUCAACCUCGAAUGA
Laetiporus sulphureus 93-53 is the source of this 2022-nucleotide messenger RNA. RefSeq lists its product as uncharacterized. The transcript is spliced from 9 exons. NCBI's taxonomy places the organism in Eukaryota, Fungi, Basidiomycota, Agaricomycetes, Polyporales, Laetiporaceae. The coding region runs from base 1 to 2022 and encodes 673 amino acids. Gene Ontology annotation, cellular component: plasma membrane. Gene Ontology annotation, molecular function: ferric-chelate reductase activity. Gene Ontology annotation, biological process: iron ion transport; copper ion import; intracellular iron ion homeostasis. The record is from RefSeq and is a predicted model, not a curated record.